Molecule: messenger RNA, 165 nt
Organism: Alternaria arborescens
Lineage: Eukaryota; Fungi; Ascomycota; Dothideomycetes; Pleosporales; Pleosporaceae
Exons: 1
Coding region: 1-165 (54 amino acids)
Source: RefSeq, a predicted model, not a curated record
AUGCUAGCACUAUUCCAUAUCCUCCUCAUAUCAGGGUCACGCGCAUCCCCGUUAAGUGAUGGGAAUGUGAACGCGCCUGUUGGUAUUUCCAUCUCUUCCUCUAACCAGACAUGUCCUUAUUCAACGCCCGCAGUAGCCACACACGUAAUCAUGAUUGGAGUUUGA